CGCACGCCGGCCCCUCAUUUGGGCGCCGGGUGUCGGCGGCGCGCGCGCGGGGGCAAAUGGAGUGGGUGCUCGCGGAAGCGUUGCUGUCGCAGAGCCGGGACCCCCGGGUCCUGCUCGGAGCGCUGUGCCGCGGGGAGGCGUCCGCGGAGCGCGUGGAGACGCUGUGCUUUCUGCUGCAGCGACUCGAAGACGAGGAGGCGCGCGGCGGCGGCAGGGGCGCGGGCGCGCUCCCGGAGGCGGCGCGCGAGGUCGCCGCGGGGUACCUGGUGCCGCUGCUGCGGGGCCUGCGCGGGCGCCCCGCGGGCGGCUCGGACCCCGGCCCGCCGGCCCGCCACCGCCGGCGCGUGCUGAGGGCGGCGGGCGCCGCCUUGCGUUCGUGCGCCCGCCUCGCCGGGGGCUCGCAGCUGGCGGCCGCCCUGGCCGAGGAGGCGCUGCGCGACCUGCUCGCCGGGGGGCCCGCGCCCGGCGCCGAGGCGGCCGUGGAGGUGCUGGCGGCCGUCGGGCCCUGCCUGCGGCCCCGCGAGGACGGGCCGCUGCUGGAGCGGGUGGCGCAGGCGGCCCUCGCCCUGGCGCUGGCCGCCGACGGGGACGGGGGCGAGGCCGGGCCCGCGGAGGACGCGGCGGCGCUGGCGGCCGGGCGGCUGCUGCCGGCGCUGGGCCAGUGCGGCGGGGCGGCGCUGCGGGCCGUGUGGGACGGGCUGGGCGCGGCCGGGGCGCCCCCGGGGCCGGGCCGCGUCGGGCCGCAGCUGCUGGUGCUGAGCGCCCUGGCCGAGAGGCUGCUGCCCGAGCCCGGCGCCGACCGCGACCCGCGCACGCGCGAGGAGGGCCCGGACGCGCGGCGCUGCUGGCGCUUCUGGAGGACGGUGCAGGCGGGGCUGGCCCAGGCCCAGGACGCCCUGACGCGCAAGCGAGCGCGCUACCUGCUGCAGAGGGCGGUGGAGGUGUCGGCGGAGCUGGGGGCCCGCUGCGCCUGCGGCCCCCAGGAAGGAAACGGCCCGAGUCUGUUUUGGUGGUCUGAGAAGAAAAAGGAUGAACUUCUCAAGUUUUGGGAAAACUAUAUUUUAAUUAUGGAAACUCUAGAAGGAAAUCAGAUCCAUGUUAUAAAGCCAGUUUUACCAAAGCUCAACAGUCUGUUUGAAUAUGCGGUGUCCGAGGAGAAUGGAAAUUGGCUCUUUCACCCAUCCUGGCAUAUGUGUAUUUAUAAAAGAAUGUUUGAAAGCGAAAAUAAAAUCCUGACCAAAGAAGGUGUUCUCCAUUUUUUGGAGCUAUAUGAGACAAAGGUUCUUCCGUUUUCGCCAGAAUUUUCUGAGUUUAUUAUUGGACCAUUAAUGGAUGCACUUUCAGAGAGCUCUCUAUAUAGCAGGUCCCCAGGCCAGCUGAUAGGAACUGGUUCUCCAUUGGGACUGAAAUUACAGAAGUUUUUAGUCACUUAUAUUUCUCUUCUUCCAGAAGAAAUAAAGAGCAGUUUCCUAUUAAAGUGUAUUCAGAAGAUGUCAAGUAGACAUUGGUGUGCCAUUCCCAUUUUGUUUCUGUCAAAGGCUUUGGCAAAUGUCCCACGAUGUAAGGCCCUGGGUAUCGAAGCUCUUCUUGCUCUCAGGGAUGUUCUUCAGUGUACUAUGAUCACCCAUCAGAUUCUAUUGAGAGGGGCGGCUCAGUGCUACCUUCUUCAGACAGCCAUGAAUUUGGUAGACGUGGAGAAGGUGUCGCUCUCUGAUAUUUCAACUUUUCUCAUGUGUCUGAGACAAGAGGAGUCCUUAGGACGAGGAACCUCAUUGUGGACAGAGCUGUGUGAUUGGUUGCGUGUUAAUGAAAACUGUUUUAGGAGAGCCUCAGAUUGUAGUUGCGUUGGACUUCCUGAGACGUCCUCUCUAAAUGCUUACGUGAAGAACCUAGUUCAAGAGUAUAUGAAGUCACCUGCUUUGGAAACAGGAGAAAACUGCUUUAUGCCUGACUGGUUUGAAGCCAAGCUUGUUGCAAUGAUGGUCUUGUUGGCUGUAGAUGUGGAAGGAAUGAAGUCUCAAUACAGUGAAAAGCGGAGAACACAGAAUGUAUUAAGGAUAUUCUUAGAUCCUCUUCUGGAAUCCCUUAUGAAGUUGGGCACAAAUGCCUACAUGCCCUUGCUGAAAACUGACAGAUGCCUGCAGUUGCUGGUGAAGUUAUUGCACACUUGCAUGUUGAAAGGUUCCAGUACCCAAGAUGAUGAGGUGUUUACUCUUCUUCAGAACUUUGUCAUGUCUACUGCAGAGAGCAUUUCUGAAUUUAUUCUCCGACGGCUUACCAUGAAUGAACUGAGCCGUAAUACUCACUUAAGUACAUUUGAAAGCCUUAUGAGCAAGUGUGAAAAUACAAAAAAGGUUUCCGAUCUGGAUCGUUGCCAUUUAUACCUGAUGGUAUUAACUGAGCUUAUAAACCUCCAUUUGAAGGUUGGGUGGAAACGAGGCAACCCCAUUUGGAGAGUUAUUUCUCCUUUGAAAAAUGCAUCCAUUCGGCAUCUUCAAGAGAUGGACCAUGGACAGGAGCCCACGCUGGGCACGCAGGUCCAGAGGGUCAUUAGCAUGGCUGCCUUGGCCACGGUGUGUGAGGCCACCGACCGGACGCCGGAACUGCAGCUCGGCUCUCUGGAGGCUGGGCCCACGGAGAGGUUCCUCUCCGCUCUCCCGCUCAAUCACACGCUGCAGAAGCCCCACGCAGAGGAGGAGAGCAGUCUUUGCGAAGAAUCCUCGUCUUCCCAAGGAUGGGGGAAAAUAGUUGCACAAUAUGUCCAUGAUCAGUGGGUCUGCCUCUCUUUCUUGCUGAAGAAAUAUCACACCCUGAUACCAACCUCAGAGGGUGAAAUUCUGGAACCCAUCCUACCUGCCGUCCAAAUGCCAGUAAGGACCCUGCAGGCCGCUCUCGAAGCCCUCACGGUCCUGCCUUCGGAUCAGGUCCUGCCUGUGUUCCACUGCAUGAAAAUUUUGGUUCCCAAGCUUUUGACCUCCUCUGAAUCACUCUGUGUGGAGUCCUUUGACAUGGCUUGGAAAAUUAUAUCUGCUUUAAGCAACACUCAGCUGAUAUUCUGGUCUAAUUUAAAAGCUUUCGUUCAAUUUGUUUUUGAUACCAAAGUUCUUACCACUGCUGCAAAAAUCAAGGGCCAGGCAUACUUCAAAAUAAAAGAGAUUAUGUACAAGAUAAUUGAAAUGUCUGCUAUAAAAACUGGAGUCUUCAAUACACUGAUAAGUUAUUGCUGCAAAUCUUGGAUAGUUUCUGCUUCAAAUGUGUCCCAAGUGUCUUUAUCAACUGCUAAAAAUUACAGCGAACUUGUCCUUGAGGCCUGUAUAUUUGGAACUGUGUUUAGGCGUGAUCAAAGACUUAUUCAGGAUGUGCAGACCUACAUAGAAAAUCUUGGCCAUGAUUGUGCAGCCAACACUGUUAUAGAAAAUACUAAAAGAGAAGACCAUUAUGUGAGAAUUUGUGCUGUCAAAUUCCUGUGUUUAUUAGAUGGCUCAAAUAUGUCUCAUAAGUUGUUUGUGGAAGAUCUUGCAAUCAAGCUAUUAGAUAAAGAUGAGUUGGUGUCCAAGUCCAGAACCCGAUACUAUGUGAAUUCUCAACAGCACAGAGUGAAGAACCGAAUAUGGCAGGCGCUACUGGUGAUUUUCCCCAGGUUUGAUCAGAAUUUCUUGAAUAGAAUUAUUGACAAGAUUUUCCGUGCUGGUUUCAUCAAUAAUCACGCAUCCAUAAAAUAUUUUAUAGAAUGGAUUAUUAUAUUGAUUCUUCAUAAAUUUCCUCAGUUUCUUCCGAAGUUCUGGGAUUGUUUUUCUUAUGGUGAAGAAAAUCUUAAAACAAGCAUUUGUACAUUUUUAUCAGUUUUGUCACAUUUGGACAUCAUUACGCAAAAUGUUCCAGAAAAGAAACCAAUUCUGAAGCAAGCGUUUAUCAUCGUCCUGCAGUGGUGCCUCAGUCACAAUUUUAGUAUCCGCCUGUACGCGUUAGUGGCCCUUAAGAAAAUCUGGAGCAUGUGUAAGACAUGGCACGUUGAAGAAUUUGACGCUUUGACUUCUGUUAUUGAGUCCAGUCUUAGUCAAGUGGAAAACAUGCCUGGAGCAGGGAACGCCAAGAAGAACUGGCAACGCAUCCAAGAGCAUUUCUUUUUUGAAACAUUUCACCCGCUUAAGGAUUAUUGUCUGGAGACCAUAUUUUACAUCCUUCCACGCCUCUCAGGCCUUGUUGAAGACGAAUGGAUCGCCAUUGGUAAAUUUACCAGAUUCAUGGACAUUCCUUUAGACUCAGGAUUUCAGUGGUAUCUUUCUCCAACUCAACUUUGUGAACGGAAACCAGGUGACUGGGCUCAGCAGGACAUAGGUUCUAACUCAGGUGAAGCAGAUGACCAGUCAGAGUGGACUGAUGUUCAGAAGAAGAUUAUCCCGUGGAAAAAUAACGUUCCAGAUUUAGAUCUGGAGCUCGUGUUUCAGGAUCGUGUUGCCAAACUUGGAAAGUCGAUUAGCAGACUGAUUGUAGUGGCCUCACUCAUCGAUAAGCCAACUAAUUUAGGAGGACUGUGCCGCACCUGCGAGGUGUUUGGGGCCUCGGCGCUCACAGUAGGCAGCCUGCAGUGCACCCGAGACAAGCAGUUUCAGUGCCUGAGUGUUUCGGCCGAGCAGUGGCUUCCUUUAGUGGAGGUAAGACCACCUCAGCUAAUCGAUUUUCUGCAACAGAAGAAAGCGGAAGGUUACACCGUCAUCGGUGUGGAACAAACCGCCAGAAGUGUAGACCUAACCCAGUACAGCUUUCCUGAGCGGUCUCUGCUCUUGUUGGGAAACGAGCGUGAAGGAAUUCCAGCAAACCUGAUCCAGCAGCUGGAUGUUUGCGUGGAAAUCCCUCAGCAGGGUAUUAUCCGCUCACUCAACGUCCACGUGAGUGGGGCGCUGCUGAUUUGGGAGUAUACCAGACAGCAGCUGCUCAAGCGUGGGGACACCGAGUCAUGAAGCUUGUGCCUUAUCGGGGAUGGAUUACUGGUGCUCUUGAAACGUUUUUGAAAAACUACGUGUGCUAAUGUAAUAGUCUGAAAUUUACUGAGAUAAUUUGUAUUCCUUUCCUUGCAACUUAAUGCCAAAACUUCUUCAUGUGCCUUAAAUACAUUACUAUAUAUCGUCCCCUUUAAUAAAUAUUUUUAGCUAAAUUGCAUUGUCUUUAAUAAAAUAUUUUAAGCAAUUGUGGAAAUAAAACAACGUGUCUUAAGAUUUCUUUCUUUCCUAGGGGCUAGCAUUGUCAGAAAUGUGGACAGUGAUGGGACUAAGGCAGAAUGACAGCGGCUCUUACCUGUGAAUACCACCCCCGAACGUCCUCGGGAAACACGGUGGGGUGGAGGCCAAGGUCCUGCACGGGAGAGGUCCUGUUUGCUGCUUUUUUGUCGCCUUAUUCCCAGGGAGGGAACCUGCUCGGCAGGAUGUUGAGCCAGCUCCCCUCCUGAAUGCGUAAUACUCAGAUAAUAGGCCAUUAUCAUUCAUAGGAAGUUCUGGGAAAUUUUUCAUAUACUACUUCUGGUCACAGAGUUCACAGAAACAGACUAUAUUCUGGGGCGCCUGGGUGGCUCAGUUGGUUAAGCAUGUGACUCUUGAUUUCAGCUCAGGUCAUGAUCUCACGGUUCUUGAGUUUGAGGCCCUGCAUUGGGCUCUGCACUGGCAGCACGGAGCCUGCUUAGGAUUCUCUUUCUCCGCCCCACCCUCCUUCCUCUCUCUCUGCCCCUCCCCACUCUCUCCAUCCAAAGACCGUGAAUUUUUCUUGCACAUCAUCACCAAGAGUGAGAAGGGAGCCCAAGAAGGCUCAUUUUCUCUCUCUCUUGUUCUGAGGGGGCUUUUGUUUGAUCCUGCAAUUACCUCAGUAUUUAAUGGUGACCACUUAUCACCAUCCAGCAAUGAACUUCAGUCAUGUCUGGGUCCUUUUUAAUAAUAGCUAAAUUUCAGAAUCUGUUACCAGUGUAUAUGUUUCCUUCUGUAGGUUUAUUAAAAUAAUUUUUGUUUUGCAGAAAAGUUGCAAAGAAAGUACACGGUUUCCGUAUGCCCUUCGCCCAGAUGCCUGUAGUAGAAUCUUCUCCAACUGUGGACAUUUAUCCAAACUAAGAAAUUAACUUUGGUAACGGUGCCGUUCCCUAACUGCAGACUACAAAUCUGACCUAUAUUCAGAUUUCUUAUUUGCCCACUGACAUCUCUUUUCUGUCCCAGGAGCCACUCCAGGACGCUACAUCACUUUAGGGUUUCAAGUCUCCUUAGUGCCUUGUGAUCUGUGACGGGUCUCCAUCUUUCCUUGUCUUUCCUGACCUUGACACUUUUGAGGAGUACUGGUCAGGUAUUUUGUAAAUGUCUCAUAAUUUGGGUUUGUCUAGCGUCUUCUCAUGGUCGGACUGAGGCGUCUGGGGUUUCAGGAAGGACACUGCAGGGAUGACGUGCCCUUGUCCUCACAUCGCAGCAUGACCGUCACCCUGGUCAUUUGUUGAAGGCAACGUUUGCCAUGUUCUGCUCAGUGAAGUUGCUGUUUUUUGCUUCCCGUGGUCUCUUUGUUAGAAGUGGGGUCACUAAGCCUAGCCUACGCUCAAGGGUAGAAGAUAAGCUUCAACCUCUGCUGGGGGCACCUAUUAAAACGACCAUGGUAAUCAAUACUGUGGGAGAGGUACUUGGGAGGCUAUGCUGAUAGGUGGCUCCUGAGUGUGUUGCCCACUCAUUUUAGUACUUGUCAGUGGGUACUGCCUGCCGUGUUCUCACGGUGAGAGUCCGUCUCCCUAAUUUCUUCUACAUCCAUGACCUGGGAUUCUGCUAGAAGGAAGACUAGUCCCUUCUUAUUCAGUCAUUUGUUUAGAUCAGUGUGGAUGGCUGGCUCCUGUCCUUUUGACCUGUUCCCAUUCUUCCAUUCUUUUUUCUUAAACCUUCCUUACUCUCUGGCAGUACACAGUGCUCCAGGCUCUUUUAUUUUCUCCACCCUGGUUCUAGAAUCAGACAUUUCUCCAAGGACCACUGGUUCCAGGUGUGCCCGUGGCUGCCCGAGUAUCCCUGCAGGCCCUGUUGGCGGCUGGAGCUAAGGAAUCUAGGCGUCUGCCACGCAUGUGCACAGAAAUACAACAUCUACGUCUGAAUGUAAGCAUGAAUUCUUAGAGCUCUCGGACACCAGUCCAGCUCUACAAGGUUAAUUCUGACACAGCUUAUUUUUAACUGCUUUUUCUGACUUGCACAUGCUUCUCAUUAUUGUACUUUGAGAGUCGCUAACCCGGAACCUGUGAAAUUUCACGAUUUCUCUAAGUUCUUUUUGUCUUGAGCCUUACAGGAUCCAGUCAGAUCACCAUUUUUCAAAGUCACAUGGGUCAGCUCCUCUCUUAGCCAUCCCUUCCAGUGAGUAUAUGGCAUAUGCUUCUAAUACGAGUAGACUCAUUUGUCAUUAUCUACCUUCCAAACCGGAAUCCCUCCAAAAUCCUGGCUGAUUUUAAUGUGCAUACAGAGUCACUUUUUAGCGUGCACAGUUCUUUGGGCUUUGACGAGUGCAUACUCACGAAUCCCCUACCACAGGGCCAGAGAAGACCCUUUUCCCCAUUCCCAACCACUCAUCUGUUUUCUGUGCUAAUUUUAACUUUUCCCAGAAUCCUGUAAAUGGAAGCAUAUAACACAUAGCCUUUGGGGUCUGGCUUUUUACCCAUAGAAAAAUGCAUGGAAGGUUCGUGCCUGUUGCUGUGAGAUUCAGAAGUUCAGUCCUUCUUAUGGCUGAGUGGUAUACCUGUUUUUCUGCUCCUCUGUUGUAGGAAUCUGGGUUGUUUCCAGUUUUGGGCAAUUAUAAGUGAAGCUGCUAUAAACAUAGGUUUUGUCUUCAGUUCAUUUGGUGAACUGCCUAGGAGUGUGAUUGGUGGCUCAUAAGGUAAGCAGAUGCUUAACUUUAUAAGAAAUUCCAAACUUUUCCAGAGGGGUUUUAUUGUUUUGCAUUCCCCUCAGCAGUGACUACGAGUUUCUGUUCGGUCGUGUCAUCUGCACUUGGUACCAUCAGCUUUUUAAUUUUAAGCCAUUCUAAUGGGUGUGAGAGAUCAUCCUCAUUGUAAUUUGCAUUACUCUACUAACAUGGAGCUUCUUUUCCUAAUGUUAUAUUCAACACUAUGAGUAGAUAUGCAACAAUAUUCACAUAAUCUGCCCAUUUUUUAAAGCUUGGGUGGGUGAUUUAUUUUUGUCAAGAGUUGGAAAACUUCUUUAUUCUGUGUACAAAUUUUUUGUGUGAUUUGUAGAUAUUUUUUUCCCCAGUCUGUAAUUUUAUCUUUUCGUUUUCUUAAUAGUAUCUUUCACACAGCAUUUUUAGUUUUCAUACAGUUUCAGCUUUUACAAAACUUUUGUCCUUUUCCAGAUUGUGCUUGUGAUGUCAUUACAUAAAAAUGAAAAUGCAGAAUUCCUCUGUAUUUUCUUCUAGGGAUUCUGUAGCUUUGUAUCUUACAUUUAGGUCUAUGAUCCAUUUUGAGUUUGUUUUUAGUAAGAUGUGUAGUGUCAAGGUUCGCUUUGUUGUGUGUGGGAGGACACUUUCUCCAGCACCACAUGUUGAAAUUCUUUCUCCACUGAACUGCCUUGCACCUUUGCUCAAAUUCAGUUCACUUUAUUUGUGUGGGUGUAUUUCUGGACUCUUCUGUUCCACUGAGCUCAGUGGGAGUCCUUUGCCAAUACCAGUUUUGAUAACCGUACCUUUAUAAUAAGCCUUGAAAUCACGUAACCUGAAUCAUCCAACUUUUUGUUCUUCUCAAAGUUACUUUGGCUAUCUUAGGUCCUUUGCCUUUCCAUGCGAAUUUUAGUAUCAGCUUUUGUCAAUAAUUACACAAAAAAGCUUGGGAUUUUGAUUAGGGUUGUGUUGAACAAAUUGGGAGGAUUUAAGAGUAUUGAGAAAAUUAAGACGAGUUUUCUAAAUCUUGACUACAGUAUAUCUAAUUAGAUCUUCUCUGACUUCAAAUAUUUUGGGCUUUGUAGUUCUCAGAUACAGUCCUAUACGCAGAUUUAUGUCAAGUAUUUUAAUUUUUUUAGUGCUACUAUAAAUGGUAUGUUUUUUAUUUUAACUUCCAAUUAUUCAUUGUUGGUCUACAGGAAUAGGAUUUUCUUGCGUAUACUGACCUUGUUUCUUGCCGUCUAAGAUUCGCUCGGUUCUAGGAGCUUUUUGGUCAGUGCUUUGAGACUUUCUACAGAGACACCAUCAUUGCCACAAACUGAAGUUUGCGUUCAGCAGGACUUUAGGCAUCGUAUUUCCAAUGCACUGGUUCACUUUGUGUCUGUCACAUUUUCGUAAUUCUUGUAAUAUUUCAGACUUUCUCAUUAUAAUAUUUAUUACGGUGAUCUGCACUCCGUGAUCUUCGACAUCACUAUUGAAAUUGUCUUGGGGAGCAGUUAAGCAUGCCCACGGAAGACGGUGAACUUCCACAUUUGUCAGUUGUGUCUUACGUUCGUAGAGCCGGUUUCAUUUCUUCCUUCCCAAUUUGUAUGCUCUCUCUUUUUUGUCUUUGAAGCAGCUAGGAAUCCAGCACAAUGUUGAACAGACAUGAGAAGGGACAUCCUUACCCUACGGCUGAUUUUAGGGAAGAAGCAUGUAUUAUCUUCCUACAUUAAGUAUGAUAUUAGCUGUAGGGGUUUUUUUAUAGAUGGUCUUUGUUAUUUUACCUCUAUGUUUUAAGUUCGACUUUUUUCUUCCAGUCUUCAUUUUUUUUGUGCCUAUAUUAAAAUGCUAAUUCCCAGGACACACACCAGCCGACUUUCUUCACUAUCUUAACUAUAGAGGUAUACUUCGUUCUAUUGCACUUUUCAGGUACUGCAUUUUUUUUAGACAUCGGAGGUUUAUGGCAACUUUGUUGAGCAAGUCUAUUGAUGUCAUGUUGCCAACACCAUUGAUUCCAUGUCUCUGUGUCACAUUUUAGUAAUUCUCAUAGUAUUUCAAACGUUUCCAUUAUUAUAUUUGUUACGGUGGUCCGUGAUCUUUGGCGUUACUAUUGUAAUUGUUCUGGGGCACCAUGAGGGUGUCCAUAGAAGGUGGCAAACUUAAAGCUGUGUGUGUUCUGACUGUUCCACUGACUGGCAAUUAAGAACGAAUGAACAACACUGAAAUUAGGCCAGUUAAUAACCCUACAGUGUCUCCCAGCGAAAGGAAGAAUCCUACAUCUCACCUUAAAUCAGAAAUGAUUGGGCCUGGUGAGGAAGACAUGUCCAAAGCCAAGACAGGCCAAAAGCUGGGUCUCUUUUGCCAAACAGCCAAGUUGUGAAUGCAAAGAGGAACCCUUGAAGGAAGUUAAAAAGUGCUGCUCCAGUGAACACAUGGAUAAUAAGAAAGCGAAACAGCCUUACCGCUGAUACGGAGGAAAUCUGAGCGGUGUGCAGGGAAUAUCAAACCAGCUACGACGUUCCCUAAAACUGAAGCCGAAUGCAGAACAAGGUCCUAAUUCUUCAGUAUUAUGAAGGCCAAGAGAGGUGAGGAAGCUGCAAAGGAAAAGUCUGAAGCGCACAGAGGCUGGUUCAUGCGGUUGAAGGAGAGAAGCCGUCUCUAUAACCUCAAAGUAUAAAGUGAGGUAGCAAGUUAUCCAGACCUACCAAGAUCAUCAGUGAAGGCGGCUACACUCAACGACAGAUUGUCAGUGUAGGCAGAACUGCCUAACUUCUAUUGGAAGAAGAGGCCAUCUACGAUUUCUCUAGCUAGGGAGCAGAAAUCAGUGCCUGGCUUCAAAGCACAGGCUGCUUGUCUUGUUAG
Molecule: messenger RNA, 10713 nt
Organism: Acinonyx jubatus (cheetah)
Lineage: Eukaryota; Metazoa; Chordata; Mammalia; Carnivora; Felidae
Gene: TARBP1
Product: TAR (HIV-1) RNA binding protein 1
Exons: 31
Coding region: 57-4961 (1634 amino acids)
Biological process (GO): tRNA methylation
Molecular function (GO): RNA binding; tRNA (guanine) methyltransferase activity
Source: RefSeq, a predicted model, not a curated record